AGCAACGGCGUCGGCAGCCCCGCCCACCUCGACGUGCGCCUCGACGUGCUCUACGCGCCCGAGAUCGAGGUGGAGCGGAGCUGGGUGCACUCCGGGGAGGGCUACGAGGCGCAGCUCGUGUGCAUCGUCCACGGCCAGCCGCCUCCGGAGCUGAUGUGGUACAAGGACGAGCUGGCGGUGGAGCCGUCGCCGCGCCGCCUGGUGGAGAGCCGCGGCAGCCGCCACGCGCUCACCGUGCGCGACGUGCAAGGCGCCGACUUCGGCAACUACAGCUGCGUCGCCGACAACAGCCUCGGCCGUGCCAAGAAGCACAUGGAGCUCUCAGUCAACAAGCAGCAGACCACACCGGUGCUGCGGCCCGAAGAUAAGCGCGUCCUCGAAAUGCGGGUAUACACAUCAAUGGAACUUGUGUCUGAAACAGAAAUGAGUAAAUCUCAUGUACUUGUAACAAAAGGGUACAACACGGGUUAUCGUAUAACAUGUGAACACGAGGAUAAUUUUAGGAGAAACGAUCUGCACCCCGACAGUCAGGCAGACAACCAGUUUGCUCUAAAGCAAACGACUUCACUGUGCUUUCACUUCCAUUGUGCAGCAACCCUUCGUGAAAUAGUCCCUUCGCACGCCUCCGCCCUGAGUGGUGGGGCUUCCGCCGCCGCAGCCCUUGCAGCUUCUGCUAGCGGCCCGGGCAUCCCCCUCCACGCCGCAGCACGACGCGGCCGAUUUGCCCCCUCGGAGCAGACGCGCCUUGAAUUCGACAGCGGCACCGCGCGCCUCGCGGUGAGCCCGAAAUUGUCCGUCAGUCACAUUGUUCGUCAGUCCGCCUUACUCGGAGUGGCCCCCGGGCGGGCGGCUGUGCCCGCAGGUCGGCCGGGCCCCGCGGAGUUCCUGAGCGCGCCCUUCAGCCCCGCCGCCGACAGCUACAACCUCACCUGGGUGGUGGAGAGCUACCCGCCGCUCGAGGAGGUGCGCCUGCUCUACCGACGCCUGCUGAUCGUGGCUGACAAACGUAACCGAAAGCGCAAGUCAGAAUCUGGGAUUGGAGAGUUGGCUGAGCAGAAUGGCGGGAAGCGGGGAGGAUGGCGAGGGUAG
Molecule: messenger RNA, 1089 nt
Organism: Gryllus bimaculatus (two-spotted cricket)
Lineage: Eukaryota; Metazoa; Arthropoda; Insecta; Orthoptera; Gryllidae
Source: the annotation of a GenBank genome assembly